UGCAGCCAGUCAGCGAGGUACAAAGAACUGGGCAUUCACCUUUAAAUCCGUCCAUUAAAAAAAAUACUUCUCCCUCUCAGCGCCAGCUUCAAUGGAUCCCACCUACCUGAGUGUAAAGGCGGACGACGACCAGCGGGCUUAAACUGACACCCCAGGUUAACAGGGGCUACAGUUUGACAGAGUCUGCUGCUUGCGAGACAGUGCUGAUGGGGGACGCGGGAGCUAGGCGCUCUACUCUGGUCUCCAGAUUACCCAUCUUCCGACGGAGCACUUCGAAAAGACGCGAUUCCCUUCCAUCUUCUCCAUCAUCUGUCACCAAUGGAGUCCACACCUCCUCUCCAUCCAGCACCAACUCCAGCUCCAGCAGUGUGGGCAAACGGAGGAGCAUCUUCCGCACUCCAUCCAUUGCCUUCCAUUCCAAAAAGACUCAGGAGCAUCGGGUGGAAGCCCGUGAUUCCAAUUUGAAUCUCCCUAAUGGUGUCCAGUGUCUGGAUGGGUCGAGUCGAAAGGAGAAUGCUGAUGAGAACAGCAAAACCAAGAUGCGCCAUUCAUUUGGGUUAAGUGUUACGCGGAGCAAAAGGAUCACCAGGUCGAUGACUGAGGACUUUGACAAAGGGAAGGACCCGUCUCACAACAAAAAUGUCUUCAUGAAUUGUAUUAGCUCUGGGAGAUCCAGCAUUGAUGAGGGGGAUGACUCUGGUUUCCCUGAUGACCAUAGCAAACAUUCCGUCAAGCACUCCAGCAGAAAACUACUUCCCAAAUCCUUUUCCACGCACUACAAGCUUUCGAAGAAUGUUGCACGGAGUCCGUCAGUAACACCGGCAGAUCAGCCCAAGGUGUCACCAGAAGCCAACCUGGAUACAUUAAGGCGACCUGUAAUUGAAGAGUCCUCAAAGUAUCUGCAGGUCGAGAACACAGAAGGUUCGUUGCAUUCACCUCUGCUUUCGAGCGACAAUACCACGAUACUAACCCCAUCAGAAUUUGUGCCAAUGUCCGCAGACUCGGUCUCUGAGGCUGAUAAGGAAAUAUUAGUCUCUGCUGAUCCGAAUCACGACAUUUCUUUGUUUGACACUGCUGUUGUCCCUACCUGUGUGGACUCUCCCAGCUUGUCUGCUCAAGUCGUGUCGUAUGCAGAAUGCAGCUUUCACGAAGAAACAGCACAGCUUUCAAGCCUGGAGGUCCUCGAAAUCCAAUCUCGCUAUUCCCAAGGAAUGCCUGAAACUGAAGGAAGUCCACGGAUGGUUGGCGGUUUGGAAUCAAAGGAAACGUGUGAUGUUGACACUCCGAAGCAAGUGAACAACCCUAUUGCUGAGGAAAUUGCUUCUGUUUCUCAUGAUAUGUUCUCAACUGACAAUGGAUUAGAGCUGAUGGAUCCUUCCACUGGGAAGACUUGUAUAUUAGCUAGCACUAACUCUGUCCCAAUGAUGAAGCAAGAGAAAUGCCACGGAACAUCUCAUUCAACAGUGACAAUGAACAGGAACUUCAGUCCCCGGCAUGAGGAGAAGUGGGUGGAGCGGCGUCUGCGGUCAUCCUCAGAGGGAACAUCUGGAAGCCGGAGACUCCAUGGUGUCAGAGACAGCCGGCCUGAGGAUUUGCCCGGUCUGAAGAAGCAGAGAGCUGGUUCCUCAUCGUCCAAGAUGAACAGUAUGGAUGUUUUAAACAAACUGGGAUCAUGUGACUUGGAUGAAGAUGAUCUAAUGCUGGAUUUGGAGUUCCUGGAAGACCAGCGUCACCAGUGUGAGAAUGUUGCUGCCAAACGUUUUGUGUGCCGGGAAGACUCGAAUCACUCCAUUAAAUCAUGCUUGGAAAUUCUACAUGUACCAGCAGAGCUGAAGGUGAAGCUUGAAGGACCAAAGCUUCCAGAGAAUCCAAAUGAGUCUGUGUUUACAAAGGAAGGUGAACAUGGGGAGCUUAGACCUGCUCGGAACAACCAAUGGCCUGGUGGGACAUCUUCAGACUGCUCCUUUCUGAGGGAGGAAGAGAGCGUUGGUGGUCUGGACCCAUUGUCGUUGCGACUCAUGAUGCAGGACUGUACAGCAGUAAAGACCAUGCUUCUCAAGCUAAAGAGAAUUCUACAGGAGAGUACAGAGAUGAGUCCUGCCAGCAGCACACAUUCACUUCCUGUCAGUCCAAUCACCGAGAUGCCGUUUCCUUUAAAGGACACUAAAGAUGAAAGCUCACUUCUGAGACUUCAGCUGAAGGAGAAAGAUGAACUGAUUUCACAACUCCGAGAGGAACUUGAUAGUUGUAGAAGUUUACAAAAGGAACGCUCCUCACAAGCAGAUAAGUCCACACAGACUGAGGUCCUUAGUCAUGACGUUUCACAUCUAAAUCGAACUGUGAACCUAACUUUCAACACAAGGGACAGAAGAUCAGUACCUAUACACACAGAGGACCCAUGUAAAUACUCAUCACCUGGGCAGGCAGCUGCCUGUGAGAUUAAGUCUUGUCAAGUUUCAAGCACCUUAACUGGACAGAAUCAGAAAUUGCAGGAAGCUGGACGAGCGUUCAAGUCACUCAAUGGCGGGGUGGAAAAUCCUUCAGUAGAACAGUCACAAAAUAUUCAGAGCAACGGAUCAUGCAGGAGUCCCUUGCAGAGUAAAGUCAAGGCUGUAGUCAAUGCAGAAGAAGUCUCAGAAUUGACAAAAAGUCGGAAGGAAAAGCUACCCCUUCCCAGGCAGCAGUCUGUAUUUGUCGGACGCCUUGGACAGCCUCCUCGUGGGCCUCUCUCCUUGCACAUGUACAGUAGAAAGAAUGUUUUUCUUCAGCACAGUCUAUACACCUCUGACCUGCAGGCUCUGGGUCAGAAAGAUGGCUAAAAACAACUGCUGGCCAGAGAACGAAGUACAAGUCUCAUAGCUGCUUCUGUAGAACUUCACCCAGGUACCAAGGGAGAAUGCACUUGGGAAACUCAUGAAGCCUUUCCACGCUGCUGCCUCCCACAUUUUCCAAGAUUUCACAGAUUUUUUUCAUUACUAUUUCUACCCAAAAAGAUAAAAAGCCAUUUUCCAUGGGAACCUUAAACUAACUGAGAUGAGGUUAUGAGUGGUAUAUUUCAUUUGCGAGAAAGGGAAAGAGAGCUGAAACAGUUGCAUUGAUUUUUUUAAGGAUACAGUACAGGGAUGAUGGCACAAAAGGUCUCUUUCUAUGCUGUAUGGUUCUCUGUGAUUGUGCUGGCCAGUGGAAUCUCAUUCCAUGUGUGCUAACACUAUACUAUUAGGCAGUCCCUGGCUGUAUCAUUUACAAGAAAUAGAAAUGAAUGUUUUAAUAGCUAAAAUGCAUUUGUAUGUGGAAACUUCUUACUUAUAGAAAAAAGAAAGCAUGUUAAAAAUUAACCUUGCAUUUUCUGGAUGUGGAUUUCACAAGAUGGCAUGCUUUGGUGAUGAGAAAUGUCAACUUAUUUUGUUACUAAAUCUUUUGAUUCAACAAGGCAAGAAGGUAUGUCUUUCGUGGAUUAUGAAUGAAAGGAUUGUUGUCACUGUCAAUGUGUCAGCUUUGUAUGGCGCAGGACAUUGAAAGGAGAAGUAUUUCCUCCAGUUAAAGCCAUUUCCCUGAAGUUUCAUGUUCCAUUUUCAACCCGGUGACUUUUAUUGGGGACAAGAUUAAAAAAAGAAAGCUAUUUAUGUUUCAUACCGUGAAAAUGAGGCUGAAAAUGUGUAGGAGUUUUCUUUAAUUGAAUGACACAGUGCUGAAAAUAACAGUUGAAAAGAUAUGAAUUGCUCAUUUUUUUUCUAAAACAAGCAUUGAAAUGGCUCAAAAAUUGAAUUACCGAAAAGUGAUUUUGUUUUUAUGUUUGUUAAGACAGCCGUGCUUUAUGUGCCUUUACUUGUCUUUCCUAUUUUAUGUCCACUAGAACUAAGGAAAAUUCUUACAGUAUGUCCAUCAUUAUCAAUCGAUAUACAUUGAGUUUGAACUGAAUGAGGAAGCUGUCUCUGGAAUAGAUAGCUGGAAUUGCGUAAAUGUACUGUGUUCCAGCAUUCUCCAAUCCCCCACCUACAUUAAUCUGAAAAGAAGUUAUAUGGGAAAAUGAAUUAUGGUUAAGUUCAAGGUCAAAUCAGCAUUGAUCUUAUUUAGUAGCAAAACAGGCUCAAGGCAUUAUGUUGUCUAUUCUUCAUUCCAUCCCUUACAUUCUUACAUCUCAUCCUACAAUUAACUGUGCUCUGAUCUCUCUUCCUCGUCUCAUUCUACAAGUCUUAGAGCAAUACAGCAUGAAAAUUCCCUUCAAUCCAUACCAAUCAAGAUGUCAAUCUGAGCUAGUCCCAUUUUUCCCCAUUUGGCCAAUAGUUCUCCAUAACUUUCUUAUCCAUGUCCCUGCCCAAGUGUAUUUUAAACAUUGUAAUUAUACUGGCCUCUACAACUUCCUCUGGCUGCUCAUUACUAUACUCUGUGUGAAAAACCCUGCCCUUCAGAUCCUUGUAAAAUUUCUUCUCUCUCAUCUUAAAACUAGUUUCAGACUCCCCUAUCUUGGGAUAAAGAAAUCGAUGAUAAUUUCUUCUUUGAUUUUCCACAGAAAUAUAUUGAAUUUAUUAUGCUUGUAAGUAGAUUCUUUUCUGUUUUUGCUUCCUUAACAAACCUAGUCUAACACUCUCUGGUAGUUCAGUGACAACCAAUUCCAGGAAGCUUACACAUUACUAUCCAUUGCUUUCUACCACAAACAGGUGUUAAGGCAAGUCUAGGGAACGCUUCCUUCCACCAUGGUCCCGAAAUGAAUAUUCUCUGCUCAGAGAGAUGUUCUCUGAUCCACAGUUCUCACAUUUGUUUUGAAUUUGAUGACUCCCAUUCACCUCCAAUUAACACAAAUGGCUUACUUUUUGUAUACCUGUCUCAUUUCAUAACUGUAAACACUUUCAUCCCAUUAUCUCAGACCGUGGGUUGAAUAACCCCAUACAUUUUUUACCAUCCGGUAACUUCUCAGUCAAUCUCUGCAGUACCCCCUGAGGUUUUAUAUCUUUCUAAACUAUAGAGCAUAAGCAAACUGAGAUCUAGUCCUGAUGAGGGCUCUCAUCAAAGGACUUUAAUCCCUAAAGUCUUGAUGUAGGGUCUCUGCCUAAAGUGAUGAAUCCUUAUUCCUUUCCAUAGAUGCUGCUUGACCCGCUGAGUUCCUCCAGCAUUUUGUGUGUGUGUUUUACUCUGGAUUUCCAGCAUCUGAAGAAUGCCUUGUGUCUAAAAUCUUUUUCUGAUAUUUUGUGUGACCUGACAUUACAACAUGUCUUUUAUAUUUUAUAUCUUUUAUAAUAAAAUGAAACAUUUACUGAUUUUCUUUACAGUCUUAUCAACAAAAAGUGUUACCUUUUUGACCACCACUCCAAAUAUUAUUUAAAAACACAAACGACAGGAAUUCUGCAGAUGC
Mobula hypostoma (lesser devil ray) is the source of this 5350-nucleotide messenger RNA. It is a transcript of the gene ccser1, whose product is annotated as coiled-coil serine-rich protein 1. The coding region runs from base 207 to 2819 and encodes 870 amino acids. The record is from RefSeq and is a predicted model, not a curated record. NCBI's taxonomy places the organism in Eukaryota, Metazoa, Chordata, Chondrichthyes, Myliobatiformes, Myliobatidae. The transcript has 10 exons.